Porites lobata is the source of this 654-nucleotide messenger RNA. The record is from the annotation of a GenBank genome assembly. NCBI's taxonomy places the organism in Eukaryota, Metazoa, Cnidaria, Anthozoa, Scleractinia, Poritidae.
AAGAACAACAAGCGAAUACGUUUGGUGCUUAUAACCCUGUGCUUUGUUCUGCUGGCUGCUUGCAUUGUGCUCUCAGUUUUCCUGGUCUUGAACAUUCGCAAGGAAGACAAGAAUGGGGGAGAAAGAGAUGGAGUAACUUGCCCAAAAAGUGCUCAGCAGUGCAGCUCCGAAACAUGUCUGGAAGUUGCAUCCAAAUUACAAAAGAGUAUGAACGAGACCGUGAAUCCAUGUGAAGAUUUUUUUCAAUAUUCCUGCGGCUCUUGGAUCAAAAACAAUCCAAUCCCAUCCUCCGAAGCCGGGAUAUCUACUUUUGCUGUACUAAAAAAACAAGUCUACGAGCAGAUUCUGUUUUUGUUGCUAGAGGAUGCUAGUGGUCCUAAAGAAAACGCUGUAUCAAAGGCAAGAGUCUACUUCAAAUCCUGCAUGAACGAGGAUGACAGCAAUAACAAUGGGACAAUCGAGUUAAAGCGUCUUAUUUAUCGAUUUGGAUCCUGGUCAUUAGACAAUGGCACAUGGAAUGAGUCAAGAUGGAGUUACAUUGAUAGUUUACGGAAGAUUCACAGCGACUUCUUCUCCAUUUCUCCCCUCUUCGAACUUUACAUUGUUGCAAACCCUUACAACUCUUCAAGAAUGAGUCUAAAGGUAACAAAAGUU